AUGAGGAGAAGUCUUCAUCAGGCCAGUUGGGAAUGCAGGGGGAGGACCUGCUAUGCGGACCGUCUCCACUUUGAUGAGCGCGAUCCUGCCCAGGAUAGGCGCCCAUAUCUAGACAAGCUCAUCGCGAGAUAUCAGGCGACUUCGGCUGCCAUCAUCUACAAGGGACAUUGCGAGCUGGAAAGGACUCGCUAUGUCUCUGGCAGAGUUACUGCCCCUGAUGCGGAACUCAAUGCCAUCUCGUGUGCAGUACGCCUUGCUGUCAAGCAGGCAAACUGCCAACAUAUUAUGGCUUUUAGCCUGUCAGUUUGUCGCGCUCUUCAAGAGUGGUUUGAGGCGGAUGAUCUCCGCUGCAUUACCUUCGUCUAUGUCCCAUCCGCUCUGCGGUGGGACAUCCAUGGUGAAGCACACAAGUACAUCACCGAGCUCAAAGUCAGGGUUGGACGUCGUAAGACGGACAACUCUAUAGACACGCUACGCUCUCAAGCGGCGCACUCAGUCCUGGAUUCGUGGAGCUCCACUUUCCAGGAUCCAACCUACCGAGGCUCUGAAUUCUUAGAGCUUCAACAGCCUGAUGGGCAGCCGCUACAGCCAUCGUACCUCAAUGGGGGACCUUGGCUCUCAACCUUCGGACACAGUAUCACUGAGUUCGCCUGCGUUUGCCGGUGUAUAACUGGCCAUGCGCCCAUUGGAGCGUAUUACCGUCGCUUCAAGAUCAAUGAGCCUCACGGCUGCACUUGCGGGGCUGCUUUGCAGUCUUGCCAGCACGUCCUCUUUCGCUGUCACGAUCGCUACUCCGUGCAUUACCCCCACUUUCUUGGGGAUAUUGCAUCCUUUAUGAAGUAUAACCCCACGGCAUUUGGCUUCAACCGAGACCCCUUGGGUGUCGGAUAA
This is a messenger RNA of Cyclocybe aegerita, 891 nucleotides long. Lineage: Eukaryota; Fungi; Basidiomycota; Agaricomycetes; Agaricales; Hemipholiotaceae. The record is from the annotation of a GenBank genome assembly.